AUGUAUUCUGAGGAGUUAACUAAUAAACAAGAUACUAGUGCAAUCACAAUUAAUGAAACUUUUGAAAGUAUCGAGACAUCUAGUAAAUCACCAGGAUUGGAAGAUAUUUCAGAUAUUUGUAAAAAGAAUAUUAUAUAUGUUGAAUUAAUAAUAGGAUUUGUAACUAUAUUUAAAGCAGCAAUAGGAACAGGCAUUCUAUUUUCUCCAAAGGCAUUUGCAAAUUCAGGAUAUGUUUCUGGUACUUUUUUAAUAAUAUUUUAUUGGUUUAUAAAUGUAAUAUCAAUAUUUACUUUAUUAAAAUGUACUAAUAAUAUGAAUUAUUCUUAUUCAGAAAUUGCAACAUUAGCAAUGGGAAUACCUGGUCGUAUAAUGGCUGAUUUAGCCAUUACAACUACAGAGAUUUCUUUUACUAUAGUUUAUAUUUCAUUUAUAACAGAUAAUAUACAAGAUAUAAUAGCAGGAAUUUAUAAUUGUUCAAACAAUUAUAUGAAUUAUAAACCAGCAUUAAUAACAUUUAUUCAACUAGUACUUUAUAUCCCUUUAUUAUGUAUAGAUAGAGUUCAAUCAUUAGGUUUAAUAAUGAUUUUGGCUAAUAUAUGUCUUAUAAUUGGGAUUUUAUCAAUAAUAAUAUAUUCAUCAAUAGAAUUGUCAAAUAACAUUUUAAAUGGGAAAUCUCACUUAAUACCAUUAUAUACAAACCCCAAUAAUGCAGCUGGAUUUAUCGGCAUAGCUGCAUUUUUAUGGGUAUGUGCACCUGUUGUAUUAUCUUAUUACAAUUCAUUGGAAACAUUAAAGUCAAAAUUAUUGUUUAAAUGGGUAUACUUAUUUUCAAUAUUUUUAGUAUUGAUUUUUACUCUAAUAUUUACAUUUAUUUCUACUUUUGCAUAUGGAACUAAUGUAUUUUCUCCAAUAAUAUUGAAUUUGCCAUUUACUGUACCAGCUAUUAUUGUAAAAUUACUUUAUAUAUUAUCUGUUGUAUUUUCAUUACCAUUACUACUAUUUCCAGUUAAAGAGAUUGUAAAAAAUUAUAUAAUUUAUAUUUUAAGAUAUUUUAAUAAUAAAAUCUUAAAACUUUCAAAUAAUCAUAAUAUAGAAAUAAGUAAUAAUAAUAAUGAUAAUAACAAUGAUAAUAAUAAUAAUAAACAUAGUAUAAAUGAUUAUGAAUUAAGCUACAAACAGGUAUCUAGUAGUAUUAGUACUAUUGAUUUUGAUAAAGAUGAAAAUAGAUUAACAUUAACUAAUUCAAAUAGAAAUAAUCUAACUAUUUUGGAUAGGUUGAAAAAAGUGUUAUUACAUUGCUCCAUUAAAAUGAAUAAAUCUACUAAUAAUAAAGUAAAAAGUAUGGAAGAUAAUAAUAAAAGAAUUGUUCAUAUCUAUUCUUCAUUAAUAAUGAUAUUAGUUUCUAUAUUUUGUACUACCAUGGGAUAUUCAUUUCGUAAUUCAUUAACAAAUUUGGUUAAUAUAGUUGGUGGUGUAUUUUGUGUCCCUCUGAAUACUAUUCUUCCAUCUCUAUUUUAUUUAUUUAUAUUUAAAAACAAAUUGAAUUUAGGGGUUGUUGUAUUUCAUUCUUUAAUAAUUUUAAUUGGAAUUUUGACAUCUAUCCAUGUGAUUUGGUAUUCUAUUAUAAAUUGGAAUGUAACUAGUGAAAAUAUGUGCAGCUUGAUUAACUCAAACAAAACAAUAUAUUUUUAA
Molecule: messenger RNA, 1692 nt
Organism: Cryptosporidium muris RN66
Lineage: Eukaryota; Apicomplexa; Conoidasida; Eucoccidiorida; Cryptosporidiidae
Product: transmembrane amino acid transporter protein, putative
Exons: 1
Coding region: 1-1692 (563 amino acids)
Biological process (GO): amino acid transmembrane transport
Cellular component (GO): vacuolar membrane
Molecular function (GO): amino acid transmembrane transporter activity
Source: RefSeq, a predicted model, not a curated record